Messenger RNA from Dromiciops gliroides (monito del monte), 350 nucleotides. RefSeq names its product ubiquitin-fold modifier 1-like. Bases 77 to 334 code for a protein of 85 amino acids. Gene Ontology annotation, biological process: protein K69-linked ufmylation. Gene Ontology annotation, cellular component: cytoplasm; nucleus. The record is from RefSeq and is a predicted model, not a curated record. Lineage: Eukaryota; Metazoa; Chordata; Mammalia; Microbiotheria; Microbiotheriidae. The transcript has a single exon.
GACUGCCAAGAAUUGAGCUGUCUGAGGGAUCCGAACAUCGCUGUGAGGCUCCUUUAAGUCCAGCCAUGGCCUCACUAUGUCAAAAGUUUCUUUUAAGAUCACGCUGACCUCGGACCCGCGGUUGCCAUAUAAAGUACUCAGUGUUCCUGAAAAUACUCCUUUCACAGCAGUACUAAAGUUUGCUGCAGAAGAAUUUAAAGUUCCUGCUGCAACAAGUGCUAUAAUUACAAAUGAUGGAAUAGGAAUAAAUCCUGCACAGACUGCUGGGAAUGUUUUCCUAAAGCACGGCUCAGAACUACGAAUAAAUCCUAGAGAUCAUGUUGGGAGUUGUUAAUUUCAGCUGUAGGGAA